Aphanomyces astaci is the source of this 1782-nucleotide messenger RNA. RefSeq lists its product as hypothetical. The transcript is spliced from 3 exons. The record is from RefSeq and is a predicted model, not a curated record. The coding region runs from base 21 to 1736 and encodes 571 amino acids. Lineage: Eukaryota; Oomycota; Saprolegniomycetes; Saprolegniales; Verrucalvaceae.
CCCAUUGGAGUGACUGGUCGAUGGCUUCAAAACGACCUCACGACCACGACGACGACAGCACGCCCGACAACGUGGAGCUGAAAUGGCGGCGCAUGGUGGUGGGCGAAGCGGAGAUUCGCUUGAUGAGUCAAAAACCCAACUCGGACCGCGUGGUCGUGCAUACUCCCGUGGCGCUGCAUGGCGGCAUCCACAUCCAAGUCGACCCUCCGCCAGCAAUUGUGUUUCACUCGUUCGACGAGCUCACGGACGCGUUGGGGGCCUACUUUGAAGCCACGCAGCAGGAAUUCUCCAUCCGGAACUCCAUCACCGUUGAACACGCAAACGAGACGGCUGCUCGAAGCGUCCGCUUCCCAGAGAACGACGUCCGGUUCAAGUACUCGUCCAUGACGUACGUGUGCAAGCACGGGCGCACCCAGAAGCGCCGCAACAACCCCGAUCUGGCCAAGACGAAGAAGGUCAAAUUCGCGUACUCGGGGUGCCAGGCAUGUUUGUGGAUCAACCUCGUGCUGCUCGGUCCUCCUGGCGCGCGGCGAUGGGUGUACCACGUCCACAAGAUGGUCCAUGUGCACAACCAUGAGCUGAGCGUGGAGAAUUCCGUCGCGUCGCUGCGGCCGUUCCGCGCCUACCUCGACUUGAUCUACAACAUGAAGCAUGCAGGAGCCUCUCCCCAAGACAUGCUCACGAUGCUGGCAACUCGUGAACCCACCAAGAAAAUCACCAUCCAGACCGUUCGCAACAUUCUGCGCAACUACGCGGCGGAACUGGCGGCCCCGACCCCGCCGCCCCGCCUUCGCCCGCAUCAAGUCCCGCGACUCUUGCAUGCGUCGUCCUCGACCAAUCCCUUUCCAGCGCUUCCGUCGGCCUUUCAUCCGUUGUUCUCGUCCUUGGUCAAGGCGUCCAUUGAACAGCCGCAUGUGCCAGGCUACUCCAUGGCGUCGCGCUUCUUCUACCUCAAUCUGUGCUCGAUCCAGUCGAUUCUGCAGCGGUCGUGGCAGGUCGUCCAGAGUAAUGCUACCCAACAAUCUCCUCUACCGCCUCCCUCCGACUCGGCCGAGAAGACCUUCCACGCCACUAUCCUCACGACCGUCGCCGCCGACGGCACGUCCCCCAUGCCGCCGUUUUGCGUGUUUCCGACACCGCCCGCGUCCGGCGGCAGCCGCCUGCAUCAAGUUGGUCCGAAUGUGGUUAUGACCGACCGCGGCCUCGCCACCCCCGACGCGAUGGAGUGCGCCAUCCUCUACUUCCAUGCGACUUUGCCUCCGCGACUGCCGCGGCCCGUGGUGCUCGUCGUCGAACACGCGUCGCCGUCUCCGUCGCUCCUUCAACUGUGCACUCGACGCAAGAUCAUUUUGGUAUCGUGGAAAGAUCUGUACGCUGGAGACAAGGAUGUAGUACAACCCAUUCGAUCGUGCCUGCUCACUCCAUUUGAAUCCCAGCUGUGCCACCAACUCGGGCUGGUGCUGCCGCAUCUGGCGACCACCGCCGCCAUCGUGUCCGACCUCCCGCCCAUCGUCGCCCACACCUACCAAACGUGCGUGGCGCAGGUAGGAUCUGCCGCCAUCGCCGACGCCUUUCGAGAAAGCGGUCUGCAUCCGCCCAAUCUGCCGCAACUGGCUGCUGGCACACCUGUGAUGCCGCUGCCCAAGGCGACAAUUGUAGUCCAAGAACACCGCACGGCGACCAUCUCCGUCCAAUCCAACGCGAUGCCCCGCUUCGCCAUCGAACGACGAGCGUAACAGAUUAACUAGUAUUUUAAUAUUAUUUUAUGUAUUGACGUCUGAA